AUGUUUGAAUGGGCUUAUAGUGGUGCAAAUAAAGCAGUGCCGAGAAAUGUGGGCCCCGAAUGUGCAUAUUUUUUAUCUCUGCAAAGACAAAUAAUUGAAACUAUUAUAGUAACAACGAUUUGUGUGUAUAUAUUAGUCAAGAUCUACCCUAAGUUGGAAAUAACUGAGGAAAAAAAUUAUUUUAGAAGUGAUAGAGGAGGUAAAAGGUUAUUAGUUAUUCUUUUAGCAUUAUUAUGGGGAAUGGAAAUUGGUUUCAAAUUUGCAUCACGGACUGUUAUUUAUUUAUUGAAUCCUUGCCAUGUUACUACAUUAAUACAGAUUUAUUUACUUGCUGCUCCGCCCAGUAAGACAGUAACUACUUUAUUUCGUAUACAUUUGAAUUUAUUAAAUGGACCACUUUUAGCAUUCCUUUUUCCAGAAACAGCUUCAAGAACGAUUUUUGCAGAAGCUGCAUUGUACUGGAUACAACACGGAAUGAUGUUUGUGAUACCAUAUUAUUUAUUGAGAAUUGGAGGUGUUUAUAACGUAGAACCGUUUUGGGACUUCAAUUGGGCUAUCUUCAGUUACAGUCUGAAUCUACUAUAUCACUUUAUUGUGUUGCAAAUUAUUGCCAUUCCCGCACAAGUUAACUUGAAUCAUAUGCUAUGCCCUGCCAUUUUGGAUCCAUUCGACGGCCCAUGGUAUCGCAUAGCGGCAGUAUUACAUCAAGCUAUACUUUGCCCCUUACUGUGUAAGCUAUUUUGCCUUAUUGCUGACUUUUUUCUGACGAAAUUUCCACCUACAAAAGUAAAGCCCCAAUUGCGAGACCACUUGCAUGACACGAAGCCAAAACAUUUAAACGACUAA
This is a messenger RNA of Parnassius mnemosyne (clouded apollo), 846 nucleotides long. The record is from the annotation of a GenBank genome assembly. Lineage: Eukaryota; Metazoa; Arthropoda; Insecta; Lepidoptera; Papilionidae.